Durusdinium trenchii is the source of this 360-nucleotide messenger RNA. The record is from the annotation of a GenBank genome assembly. NCBI's taxonomy places the organism in Eukaryota, Dinophyceae, Suessiales, Symbiodiniaceae.
AUGCUUGGAACAGCGGCGAAACGACCUAAAUCAGCCAGACUGGCUGAUUGGGAGAUUUGGUGCCUGGCUCGAUGGUGCUCGGCCACGAGCGUGAAGAGCACGCCUUGCCCAAAGAUCGAGGCAAAGUUUGUGAUCACCCUCAUCACAUUGCACAAGAGCAUUGUGGCCCCUCUGUGCUGGUACAACGCGUACCGAGUACUGCAACAAGAACAUCGAAAAGAACUACCUGUUCUGUCAUAUCCUUCCGUACUGCAUGAGUGGCAAGGGUCUGGCAGAACAGUCGACAGGCUUCACGUUGGAUUUUUGUCGGUGAAGGAAGAUGUCUUUCUCCCAUGGUUUACUGAGGAUCGACAUGGAUAG